ACCUUAUAACGGUCUAAUACCUUAUAUAUAUAUGGACCUUAUAUAUCGACAGUAAUGAUAACAGAAGUAUUUCCCCGACACUUCAUUUACAACAGUUAAACGAAAAUAAAUAUUUGCUUUUAAUGUUAAACAUAUAUUCUUUGACACCGGAUUAAACUCAAGGAAGGAUUAUCCAUUUUUGUACCGAGGGAUGACUAUUUUUCUACAUAUUACAUUUUGUAGAAUUUUAAUGAAUUGCAAACCGUUAUAUAUAUUUUGAAUGUUAUAUUUUCUUGUAUAUAUAAGAAUAAGAUUUUGAAUUUCCUCCCCUCUGCAGUUGCCGACCAAGCUCCCUCAAGUGUCACAUCUUUGUGUAAAACAAAAUACAAAACUACCGUUAAAUAACUUGUGAGAUUGAAGUGUCGUUUCUUUUGUGGAAAACAAAAUAAAAACUUACUGUUUAAUAACUUGGAAGUCAAUCUGUUCACACAGUGUCGUGUUAGGAUUAUUCCUUAUCAUAUUCAUGUCAUCAUUGUCAUGAUGUUAAUAAUUGCGGGUAUUGGUCAAUAAUAACGAUCGAUCAUAUAGAAAUUUACGAUAUGGUUUAUUUUUUACCUUCGAAUCUUCAACAACCUCUGACCAAAGACAACGACUAAACCAUCCUCUAUAUUUUGUGCAAUAUGAUGAGAACACAUUGUUUUUCCAGUCUUAUAAAUUAAAGCCUGAUCUCAAAUCCAAAGACGAUUUCGCAUUUGCACCCCUAAUCUAGAAUGAAAUUAUAUUUGAGUUUAUUUCAAUCGUUAGAACGUCCCAUACAAAAAAAAAAAAAAAAUUAUGCAACAUGAACAUCUAUACGUGUAUAUACAUGGUAACAUGGGACGGAGGCCAAGAUAGGUUAGGACAAGGAUAAAGAAAACGAUCAAAUCUGCAAAGAUCAGUCUCUCCCAAAUCCCAAGAAAAAACAAAACAUUAAGCAUGCAUUUCGUAAUAAACAACUCAUCAUAAAUCGACACAUAACUCGAAAACCUCUCCCCCGACAAUUUAUCAAUUUAUUUAUCUUUUAAAUUGACCAAAAACAAAAAAAAAAAUUAUCUUUUAACUUGAACACCAUUACUAGAUCUCCGCAUUUAUAUACGAGUAUACAAGUAACAAGCCCUAAAACGUAAACACUUGAUUAAGGAUUAUAUCUGAAAAUGUCUUUCCCCCUGAAAGUUCGUAGCGUACGUGGCAACAACGGAGGAGGAGGAGGGACGGGGACGAAGUGCGGGAGGUGGAACCCGACGGUGGAGCAGUUGAAGAUAUUGACUGACUUGUUCCGAGCUGGUCUUAGAACUCCGACCACUGACCAAAUUCAGAAGAUCUCUACAGAGCUCAGUUUCUACGGCAAGAUCGAGAGUAAGAAUGUUUUCUAUUGGUUCCAAAACCAUAAGGCUAGAGAGAGGCAAAAACGCCGUAAAAUCUCCAUUGAUUUUGAUCAUCAUCAUCAAGAAAAUGACUAUAUCUCUCAUCAUCAUCAUCAUCGUCAACCAUCAACUAGAGAUGUUUUUGAAAUAAACGAAGACGAGGAGGAGAGGGUAAUAGAGACGCUACAACUCUUUCCGGUGAAUUCAUUCCAAGAAUCCAAAGUGGACAAAAUGAGAAGCAGAGUCAAUAACCAGUACCGUGAAUACAUACGAGAGACCAACACGACCACGUUUCCUUCGUACUCAUCAUGUGGAGCUGAGAUGGAACAUCCAUCGCCGUUGGAACUUCGAUUAAGCUUUCUUUAAAUUAGUGACCACCUUAAUAAUGUCUUGGAAGUCCGAUAAAUUUUUAAAAGAAGUCAUGUUAGGAGAUCUUAUGUAUUUUGAAUUAUGACUCAGAAUAUCCAAUGUAUCAAUUAUGACAACAAGUCUAAGCUGCAGCUUUAGCAAAAAAAAAAAAAAGAGUUCUAACCUGCAGUUACUUACUUUCUGUGAGUUUAAUAGUAUAUUGUAAGAACUAAUAUCAUGGAAGCUAUUACAGAAGUUUGACAUGGAAAAUUAUAGUCUACCAUGGUACACACAUAAAGAGCUAUUUGGUCCGAGACAAAAAGAGAGAGAGAGAACAAGUUUUAAUCUAAUGCAUCUUUUAUUGUGCUAAGUAUUUUUAAUACUAAUUUUGUACCAUUCUAUUCAAUAAUGAUAUUAUUAUAUUCAUGAUUUUGAUAUUAGAUAUUUUUUUGCCAUAUAAGAAUCCAGAUUAUAUGAUUUUAGUUACACCAUAGUGAUAAUUAUAUGUAAGUUUAUCUCCACUAAUCAGCAUAAAUAAUAAUAAAUUAUAUUUUUUCUUAGGAUUUUAGUCGUCGGUAACAACAUUAAAGCAUUGCUUCAAAGUAUUUGGGUAACAAAUCAAUUUAAUAUUUUUUCUUCAAUUUACAUUGUUUUUUCUCGACACAGAGCACUUCAAAGUUCAAACUGUCUUUUUUUUGGUAAUCAAUUUACAUGUACACCCAAACCGGGCCAAUAUAAUAAACCAAAUUAUUUUAAAAUAAAAUGUUUGCGAGACAUAUAUAAUUGGUUGGUCGCAUCCCAUAUACUAGGCCAAGUAUAGCUGGGCUUAGAAUAAAAAAGCACAUUAUUUUAUUUAGUCCAUUAAGCUUCGUAAAAUAGAUAUAAGAGAGAAGAUAUUUAGUUUAAAAAGUUUGUUUCUUCACCUCCAUCGACCUAAUCCAUUUAUAAGUUCCACCGAUAUGAUCAAAAUUUCAUAGAACUGUUUGGUUCAUCUAUGGUUCAUCUAAAGGAAUUGUCUAAAUGGAUUUAUGUUUAUUUUUUAUUUUUUUUUCAUUUUCAUCCAAACGAAUUUAGUAAACAAAUUACUAAAUAGCCUUGUUUUGAUUUAAUCAAAUGCAAUUCUCUCAAAUAGUGUUUUUUAGUUUUUAUCACAAAAUAGUAUUCAAAGAAGAAAAUGAAAAAAUAGCUCAUAUUAUUAUGAAAAUUUUAAUUUUAAGUUUUUUAUUUAUUUU
Molecule: messenger RNA, 2962 nt
Organism: Brassica napus (rape)
Lineage: Eukaryota; Viridiplantae; Streptophyta; Magnoliopsida; Brassicales; Brassicaceae
Product: WUSCHEL-related homeobox 5
Exons: 2
Coding region: 1173-1748 (191 amino acids)
Biological process (GO): plant organ development
Molecular function (GO): DNA-binding transcription factor activity; DNA binding
Source: RefSeq, a predicted model, not a curated record